AUGACCACCCAAACGACCGACAAGGCAGUCCAGUCUCAUGCGACCCACGACAGUGAAGCGGUGCCCCAAAAGCCAGAGGCCAACGACGACCAAGAGGUCUUCCGAGAUACGCAAGACGGCGUUGCAUUCCGCACCGUCGGAUGGUUCAGAGCAAGUGUCAUGUUCCUGAAGGUCAUGAUCGCAGUGGGUGUCCUGUCACUGCCAACAACGAUGGACCAGCUUGGAGCAGUUGGCGGGGCUCUGGGUAUACUCGGCUUUGGCCUGUUCAACACCUACUGCUUCAUUAUCUUUGGUGACUUCCGCGCCAGACAUCCCGGCUGUCACUCCGUCGCAGAUAUGGCGGGCGUAGUGGGAGGAUGGCUAACCAAGGAGGUCACUGGGAUCCUGUUUAUCGUGGCGUUUCUACUCAGCACGUCUGCCGGGAUUGUCGGGCUAUCGACCGGCUUCAACGCGCUGUCUCGCCAUGCCGUGUGCACGGUAUGGUGGAAUCUACUUGCAGCCGUGAUCAUCGGCCUUUCAGCGUCCCUCCGAAAGCUUCACCAGGUGGGAUGGAUUACCUACGUUGGGUUCGUGUCAAUCUAUGCGGCUGUUCUCAUCGUGGUUAUCGGAGUCACCCAACAGCCACGACCGGCAGCGGCGCCUCAGACAGGCGAGUUUGAUUUAGGAUUCCAUGCCAUAGCUUAUCCGUCAUUUGCGGAGGGAAUGGUGGCAGCGAGCACGAUAUUCUAUUCGUCGGCUGGGACCAGUGCGUUUCUGCCGGUCAUCAGUGAAAUGCGUCGGCCCAAGGACUAUAAAAAGGCCCUCUAUCUGUGCAUGACAAUUGUGACUACAUCCUAUCUGGCCUUUACUACGGUAAUCUAUCGAUGGUGUGGAAAGUGGCUCGCAAACCCAUCGCUCGGGAGUGCAGGACAAACAAUCAAGAUGGUAGCGUACGGAGUCGCCCUCCCCGGCCUCAUCGCGAGUGGAACGAUCUUUUGCCAUGUCUCCGCCAAAUACAUCUUCGUGCGCCUCUUGCGAGACUCCGGCCAUCUGCAGAGAAACACCGUUGUCCACUGGUUCACCUGGCUCGUGGCCGUGGCCUCGGUCACAGUCCUCGCGUUCAUCUUUGCAGAAGUCAUUCCCAUCUUCAACUAUAUCCUUUCGCUCACUGGCGGCGUCUGCUUUGCGCCACUGGCCAUGAUCCUCCCCGGGUGGCUCUGGCUUCAUGACCACCGCGAUUAUUGUCGAGGCAGCUGGUGGCGCAUCGUCCUCUAUGCACUUCACUGGGGUAUGAUUGGGGUUGGCCUUCUAUUUCUCGUGGGUUCGACAUAUGGUGUGGUUCUUCAGAUCAACACCGCGUACCAUAAUGGAACGAUUGGGUCCGUGUUCUCGUGUGCCGACAACUCAAACUCCUCCUAA
Messenger RNA from Aspergillus puulaauensis, 1398 nucleotides. RefSeq lists its product as uncharacterized. Gene Ontology annotation, biological process: amino acid transmembrane transport. Gene Ontology annotation, cellular component: vacuolar membrane. Lineage: Eukaryota; Fungi; Ascomycota; Eurotiomycetes; Eurotiales; Aspergillaceae. Gene Ontology annotation, molecular function: amino acid transmembrane transporter activity. The record is from RefSeq and is a predicted model, not a curated record. The transcript is spliced from 3 exons. The coding region runs from base 1 to 1398 and encodes 465 amino acids.